This is a messenger RNA of Amphiprion ocellaris (clown anemonefish), 1077 nucleotides long. RefSeq names its product crystallin, beta B2 (gene crybb2). The coding region runs from base 16 to 903 and encodes 295 amino acids. Gene Ontology annotation, biological process: visual perception; lens development in camera-type eye. The transcript is spliced from 6 exons. Gene Ontology annotation, molecular function: structural constituent of eye lens. NCBI's taxonomy places the organism in Eukaryota, Metazoa, Chordata, Actinopteri, Pomacentridae. The record is from RefSeq and is a predicted model, not a curated record.
UGUGAAUAUCAAACAAUGACUGGCUGGACAAAACUGACAACUAAUGAAAUAACUUUGUGGGAGUGUGACACCCCGGGGUGGGGGGAGGCUACACAGUCACCCCUCAUUUCAGUCUGCUGGGCCUAUGGCAGGCCGAUCUGCUGGUCGACUUGGACACUGUGGGUACUGUUGGCAGAGUUUCCACCCCUGGGCGUCCCGUAUAUAUUGAGGUCGUCGUGCCAUCACAAACACACUGGCACAGACAGGUACUGUUUCAUCCUUGUCAACCCAUUCGCUAUGGCCACAGACCACCAGAACCCUGCAUCCAAGCAGCAGCAGCCAGGCUCCAGUGCAUUUAAGCUGAUUAUCUAUGAGCAGGAAAACUUCCAGGGACGCUGCCACGAGCUGACUGGUCCCUGUAACAACCUCCAGGAAGCAGGCGUGGAGAAAGUGGGCUCCAUACUGGUGCUGUGUGGACCAUGGGUGGGAUACGAGCAGGCCAACUGUCAGGGGGAGCAGUAUGUGUUUGAGAAGGGGGAGUAUCCUCGCUGGGAUUCCUGGACCAACAGCAGGCGUAGUGACACCAUUGUUGCAUUCCGCCCAAUUAAAGUGGACAGCCAGGAGCACAAGAUUGUCCUUUAUGAAAACCCCGGAUUUGCAGGGAAGAAGAUAGAAAUCAUAGACGAUGAUGUCCCCAGCUUUCAUGCACACGGAUACCAGGAGAAGGUCUCCUCUGUUCGCGUCCAGAGUGGCACUUGGGUGGGCUAUCAGUAUCCAGGAUACAGAGGCUAUCAGUACCUGUUUGAAAAGGGAGAAUAUAAGGACAACAGUGAGUUCGGGGCCCAGUUCCCUCAGAUCCAGUCGGUUCGGCGCAUCAGAGACAUGCAGUGGCAUCAGAGGGGUGCUUUUCACCCCAUCAACUAAGCUUGUGACUCUUUCCUGUCAUGAAUCCUGACCUCGGCAAACUUGCUCCCUUCCAGCAGCAAAAAACCUCCAUGUCCUUCAUUUACACCAUACGGCAUUUUGGUAUCUAUUGCAGCUGUUGCAGUAGUGACAUUCUUUGAAGCAAACUAAUAAAUCCUUGUUGCUUAUGCCUCA